Messenger RNA from Brassica oleracea var. oleracea, 1743 nucleotides. Its product is annotated as beta-fructofuranosidase, insoluble isoenzyme CWINV6-like. The record is from RefSeq and is a predicted model, not a curated record. The transcript is spliced from 7 exons. Lineage: Eukaryota; Viridiplantae; Streptophyta; Magnoliopsida; Brassicales; Brassicaceae. The coding region runs from base 1 to 1641 and encodes 546 amino acids. Gene Ontology annotation, biological process: carbohydrate metabolic process. Gene Ontology annotation, molecular function: hydrolase activity, hydrolyzing O-glycosyl compounds.
AUGGAAGCUGCCUCUUGUGAUGAACAUGGAAACUUCCAGCCUUACCGAACUUCCUUCCAUUUUCAAGCUCAUAAUAAUUGGCUCAACGAUCCGAACGGGCCAUUGUACUACAAAGGAUUCUACCAUCUGUUCUACCAACACAACCCUUUGAAUCCAUUUUUCGGUGAUAUUAUGGUAUGGGGACACUCUGUUUCACAAGAUUUAGUCAACUGGAUCAAACUAGAACCAGCCCUUUCUCCCUCAGUUCCCUCUGACAUCAACAGCUGCUGGUCAGGAUCCACCACCAUCCUCCCUGAUGGCAAACCUGUAAUUUUGUACACCGGAAGCGACACCAAUAAACAUCAGGUCACAGUUCUUGCUGAGCCUAAGGAUCCUUCCGACCCUUUGCUUCGUGAAUGGGUAAAACCUAAAGGCAAUCCUGUUAUGGUUCCACCUAGUAACGUCCCGGUUGAUUGUUUCCGUGACCCAACGACGGCGUGGCAAGGGCAUGAUGGGAAGUGGAGAGCGCUUGUAGGAGCUAAGGAGAAAGAUAGUAACAAAGGAAUGGCGAUUUUGUACCACACUGAUGAUUUUGUGCAAUGGACAAAGUUUCUAGUGCCUUUACUUGAGUCACAAGUCACCGGAAUGUGGGAGUGUGUGGACUUUUUCCCUGUUGCGGUCACUGGUAAAGAGGGUUUAGAUACUUCGGUGAAUAAUUCUAGUGUGAGGCAUGUGUUAAAGACAAGUUAUGGAGGCAAUGAUUGCUAUGUCAUUGGCACAUACUCUUCAGAGACUGAUGUAUUUUCUGCGGAUUCCGAGUUUACUAACACAGCUGAAGAUCUGAGAUAUGAUUAUGGCAAUCUGUUUGCGUCCAAGGCUUUCUUUGAUAGUGCUAAGAAUCGAAGGAUCUCAUGGGGAUGGAUUAUGGAAAGAGAUAGCAAUGAAGAUGAUAUUGUCAAAGGAUGGGCUGGAAUUAUGGCUAUUCCAAGGGAGAUUUGGUUGGAAAAAAGUGGAAAGAAGCUGAUGCAGUGGCCAGUUGAAGAAAUCAACAAUCUUAGAGCCAAAAAUGUUAGCUUGGAUAGCAAGCAACUCGAAGGCGGCUCCAUCCUUGAGAUAUCUGGCAUUACUGCUUCACAAGCCGACAUAGAAGUAGCUUUUGAUCUACCUGAUCUAGAAAAUGAUACCGAGGCUUUGGAUUCAGAGGAAGUUGAUCAAGCGACUAUAAUCGAUGGUUAUAGCGCAUCGGUUAAAGGUUUUUAUGGACCUUUUGGAUUGUUAGCAUUGGCUAGCAAUGAUUUAUCAGAGCACACUGCAAUCUUCUUUAGAGUUAAUCGUCGUGGGAAUGGAUAUGCGGUUUUAAUGUGCAGCGAUGAGAGCAAGUCUUCCUUGAGAGACAACAUAGAAAAAGCUACCCUUGGAACAUCCUUAGACAUUGAUCCAAGACAUGAGAAGAUAUCAUUAAGAUGUUUGAUUGAUCACUCGGUUAUAGAGAGCUAUGGGGGAGGAGGAAGAAGUGUGAUAACAUCUAGGGUUUAUCCGAAAAUGGCAAUUGGUGAAGAAGCUAGGCUUUACGUGUUCAAUCAUGGAACAAAGGCUGUGACCAUGUCAUCUUUGGAAGCUUGGAGCAUGAGAAAAGCCCAAAUCAAUUCAAACGAAACCUAAUUAGCGAAAUGUUUGUAAUGACUGCAAUAUCCUAUCUUUGGACAACCAAAAUGAGCAAGAUGUUUUAUCAUUUCUUAUGACUGUUGAAAUGUGUAAGAUUUA